Messenger RNA from Staurois parvus, 1752 nucleotides. The record is from the annotation of a GenBank genome assembly. Lineage: Eukaryota; Metazoa; Chordata; Amphibia; Anura; Ranidae.
AUGGAUGCAGCCACUCAGGGAAAUGGGGGCAUAGUAUCAGAUGUGGUCUUUGUCAUUGAAGGAACUGCUAAUUUAGGACCCUACUUUGAGUCCUUGAGGAAACAUUAUUUGCUGCCUGCAAUAGAAUAUUUCAAUGGUGGUCCUCCAGCAGAAACCGAUUUCGGAGGCGAUUAUGGUGGCACACAGUAUAGCCUCGUGGUCUUCAAUACUGUGGAUUGUGCCCCGGAGUCUUAUGUUCAGUGUCACGCCCCUACCAGCAGCGCUUAUGAGUUUGUUCAGUGGCUUGACAGCAUCCAGUUUAUGGGUGGCGGUGGCGAGAGCUGCAGCCUUAUCGCUGAGGGACUUAGCACUGCUCUGCAGCUUUUUGAUGACUUCAAGAAGAUGAGAGAAACAGAUUGGGCAAACACACAAAGUGUGUAUAUAUUAAUCUGCAACUCUCCACCAUAUCUCCUUCCUGCUGUAGAGAGCACAACCUAUUCUGGUUACACUACGGAAAACCUUGUUCAGAAGAUUGGGGAGAGAGGAAUCCACUUCUCUAUAAUUUCUCCUCGAAAGCUUCCAGCUUUGAGGACUCUUUUUGAAAAAGCUAUGCCAGUGGGUACUAUAAUGGAGCCCCAGCCAAAGGAUUAUAGCCAGGAUCCUCGUCACAUGAUACUAGUCCGAGGAAUGGUCCUUCCAGUGGGUGGAGCAGCCAGUGCCCCAGGGGUUCCCCCCAAGCAAACUGUCCCUCAGCCACAGCAUCCUGUUGUACAGUCACAGAUGCCAUCUGCCCCUACCCAUCAGAUCUCUCAAGUUCCAGCUCCAUACAUGCACCCUGCUCAGACAAGCACCCUGACACCUGCACAAAUUGCCGCUCAGUCUGCUGUUGAAGCUGCCAAGAUCCAGCAACAGAAGAACACAAUGCAAAGGUUUCUAGUUCCUGGCCUAGGUGGUAUGCAGCCUACUCCAGCUGUUGGACCACCAUUUAACCAGCCACCUGCUUCGGCUAUGGCCCAAGGACAAGCUUCCAAGAUGGUUGUCUCUACCGCAUCUUUAAUAACGCCAUCUUCUCAACCCAGUCUAGUCUCUACAGUAACUACAGGGCCUGGACCAGCACAAGGGCCGUUGUCGCAACAGCCAGCUCAGCAGCAGCCAGUCCCACCACAGAUGCCUGGUACAGGAGGACCCGGUGGCGUACCAGCACAACAGCCUGCUGCACCGCAGAUUGGAGCUCCACAGCUGCCUGCCACACAACAAUCUGUUGCGAACAAAAUGCUUGCAUGGAGUGGUGUUCUGGAGUGGCAAGAGAAACCUAAGCCAGCCUCUGUAGACACUAAUGCCAAGCUGACACGCUCCCUGCCUUGCCAAGUGUAUGUCAACCCUGGAGAAAACCUGAAAACCGAUCAGUGGCCUCAAAAGUUAAUAAUGCAGCUGAUCCCACAACAGUUGCUGACUACCUUAGGACCGUUAUUCAGAAAUUCUCGAAUGGUUCAGUUCCAUUUUACUAAUAAGGAUCUGGAGUCAUUGAAGGGUCUAUAUCGCAUCAUGGGCAGUGGCUUUGCGGGUUGUGUUCACUUUCCUCAUACUACACCUUGUGAGGUACGCGUUCUCAUGCUACUCUACUCUUCCAAAAAGAGGAUCUUCAUGGGCUUGAUACCCUAUGAUCAAAGUGGCUUUGUCAAUGGUAUUCGACAAGUAAUCACCAAUCACAAACAAGUACAGAUGCAGAAGAUUGACCAGCAACGAAAUGUAAGCAGUGGCUUGUUACUCUAA